Messenger RNA from Micropterus salmoides (largemouth bass), 3179 nucleotides. RefSeq names its product dysbindin-A-like. The coding region runs from base 1076 to 2158 and encodes 360 amino acids. Gene Ontology annotation, cellular component: plasma membrane; BLOC-1 complex; cytoplasm. The transcript is spliced from 10 exons. The record is from RefSeq and is a predicted model, not a curated record. NCBI's taxonomy places the organism in Eukaryota, Metazoa, Chordata, Actinopteri, Centrarchiformes, Centrarchidae. Gene Ontology annotation, biological process: regulation of synaptic vesicle exocytosis; anterograde synaptic vesicle transport; platelet dense granule organization.
ACGGCUGACAGAAUGAAGGUUUUAGGGUUAACUAGCUUAACGUUAGAUGUGUAAUUUACAACAACAUGUAACUUUCAUUCAAACCUUUAUUUAACCAAAAAAAAAAAAACUUCUUGAGAUUAAAAAUCUCUUUUACAAGAGUGUCCGCGACACGUUAACGUAACGUUUUACUAAAUGAUGGACGUGUUAAAACUUCCCACCGUAGAGACGUGAUUAGCAGCUAAUGUUAGCUUCGGCAGCUAACCGACGCUAUAAGCUACAUCCUUCCUUCUGCUUCUGUAACAUCAGCUUUUAAGUUACGGCGUCAAUUUCACCGUCUCUGAGUUUAAACAGGCGACUUAUUUAGUUAUUUCGUCGGUGUGAUUUGUAACUGCGUCAGGUUGGAGGCUAGCUGGCUGUUGAUGGCUGUCAGCUGACGGUCAUGUGAUGAUGCUAACAUGAAGUGCAGCCGUGAAUCAUUUAUUCUAUUUAUAAUGUUUUGUCAAAAAGAAAACCCAGUGGACUUAAAAUCUAAUACAAUGCUUCCAAUAUCCUUGCUUAUUUAACUAUUUGGUGUCUGUAGAUGAUGAUGAUAAAAUCAGAUUAAACUAGACCAGUACUGUGUUGAACUGGAACCAAAGACACUUAUCAUACAAAAACAGUCUGCAUUAUCAUAUCUAAUCCCUCAUUUUUUAACAUUUCAAGUUUCAAAUUUGUUGAGCAAAUAUCUCCUUUCCUGCCGCUCAGGUUGACUGUGAAUGAAAUGUAAUCUGCGUUCAAUAAAGCAGUUGUCAUACUCUGCAAAUAAUAUUAAACUGUCUCUAGACCUGCUGUAUAUAUAUUUUGUGAUGAAUUGGCAAUAUAUAGAUUAAACUGCAAUAACACGUGCAGAAUCAGACACCUGUGAUUGCUCGAUUAGCUCGCAGGUAAGAUGGAGCACUGGUGUAACUGGGUGUUACUUAUUGCUCAGGUGAGUUCGAAUCCAGCUUGACGCGAUUUUGUGAAAAGUCUUGUUUUCUUUUAUUUCUUUUUCCCGCAUGUGGCUAUAUAAUGUAGUGCUCACUCGUACAAUCAUGAUCGCCGCAGUAGAUUAAAGAUGCGACUUGAAACUCGCCAGGAACAUGUUUGUGACCGUGUGAUGAAUCAGGGGAUGGAGGCAGCUGCUGCACACAACACGCAGACGCGUACGGCAACCCGCUUCAAGAGCUUUGGAGACAAAUCAAGAGACCCCAAAACCAAGAGGCGACCCAGGUUUGAAGAAAGCCUUACUUAUUUCAGCGCUGGACUGGAAAUCCUAAGCAGGUAUGAGGAGAGUUGGUUUCUGCUCCAUAAAAGAACUAAAGACUGUGCUGAAGCUGCAGAGGCAGCAGACGGGGAAAUAGUGAUGCUCUCAGCACACUGGGAGAGGAGAAGAACCGUUCUGACAGAACUACAGGAACAACUGCAAAGCUUGCCGGCCUUUAUCAGUGAGCUUGAUGCCAUCACUGCUAACAUAGCUCAGUUGGAAGGCGAGUUUGAGGAGAUGGAGUGCAGACUGGCCUACCUGGAGACUCUGUGUUGUCAGUGUGAGCAGCAGACAUUCAAACAGCAUCAUAUCAACCAACUCGAAGUCUAUAAGAAAAAAAAGAGGAGGGAAGUGGAGGCGCUGAAAGUGGAACUCAAUUCUGAGCAUGCUCAGAAAAUGGCAGAGUUGGAGCAGGCCAUGCAACAGAAACUGAGAGAACGACAGAAGGUCUAUGAAGAAGCUUUUAACCAAGAUGUGAAGCAAUACUUGUCCACUGGAUACCUGCAGCACAGAGAGCUAACAGGAGCUGAUCCGUGUGUUCUCGAUCAGAUGACAAUAACUAGCAAAUCAGACAUGAAGGCUUUGGAUGACUUUCUCAACUCCACUGGUGAUGACAGCGAUACUGGAUCAUCGCUGACCUCAGGUCCAGACCUCAAGUCUUACUCUUCAGAAUCGUUGAGAAGCCAAAUGAACCAAGCCCCUCCCACAGACAACCAACGGUCCAACCAGGACGAGCAAGAAGAAGAAGUGGCCAGUGAGGAGAGCGACGAUCCCCUGGUGCAGUCAGAUGAGGAGGACGUCCAACCCGAUAUGUCAUUGGUUGGCCUGCAGGACGUUGGCACAAGGAGGGGUUCUGAUGAGUGUGACCCAGCGGGGGACCUGCCCUCUGGAUAACCUGCCAACCAGGCCCCUGAACCUCCUUGAAUACUGGCCAAACAAAAAGUACUGUUCUCCCUCAAAAACACACCACUCUGCUGCGACUUGACACAGCGUCUAUCUCCACCAACAUGAGCUUCACGAGGUCAAAUCUGAUAUGAAAUCAUGCCUUUAACACAAAUGCUGAACUUACUUAUGAUCGGAGUCAGUAAUGCUAACUAACUGUUUGAUUCACUAUUUAAGCUUUGCUUUGUCACCCUGCAGGUUUUCUAUCAAUGAUCGUGGACUAAUUUUGGUUAGUGACGUAUCAUUUUGUAUAAAGCAUCUUAGUCUAGGGGGAGUUUGACUGUUGCCACAGUGGCUUAUAUCCAGCUUACAUCUGGCUGUUUAACACCACUGCAUUCAUAAGCUGUCUGUAAUAAAUUAUGUAUAUAGGAAGUUUCCUUAUUUAACAGUUACAGUUCAAGAGUUCGCUGUAUUUCCCUUUGUGCUUAUAUGAAAAAAACAGUGCAGCAAUAAUGAUGUCUGGAAAACAGCUGUACAGUCCAGCCUACAUAAGAAAUAAGAAAAGAUCUCAAGUGUCAAUCGAUAAAUUUUAAAUGAUAACGCUGGUGAUAUUCUAUAUUUUUGUUACUGUAAACAUAUCCCAUGAAAAACAACAAUGAAUUAGGUAAGUCUCGUCUGUUUAUCCAAAGUAUCGUAGCUUAUUCCUCUGCUCAUCACCUCACAAAACAGCUGUGUCAAAAACAAAAUUCAACGCGCUGAAUUGUGGCUGAUAACGUCUGAAGGCUUAUCAGACAGAAUACUAUGAGACAGGAAAACCCGUUCAUGUUACAAUCUAUCACAGACUGGGGAGACAAACGCAUUGUGUUGUUUUUUCAUGGGAUUUGUUGCAGUAAGAAAACACCCGACUGAUCGUUUAGCAUGUCUUCUACACCUGUAUUGUAUUUUACUUGAACUGCACAAAGGUUUUGUCUGACAGUUGGGUUUGAGGUCUUUUUGUCUCCUUACCCAUUUAAUAAAAAUAUCAAUAUCUGCA